GUGGCUCUCGUGAUCGACAGCAAUCAGUGCGACUUUUUACCUUCAGAAGAAUAUCUGCAAAACACAAGCUAUGACAGCAAUCAACAAAGAUUGACACAGCUAACGUGUGUUGGGUGUCGGCGAGUCGUUGAAGUGGAUUAUCCUGCAGAACGGGGUCAUUGCUCUCAUCUCAUUUUGCAGUCAAUGGAAGCUAUGCAACAAAAUCACUUAAUAAAAAACGAUUUUUGUUAUAAGCAGAUUCAAGCAGAGAAUGAAACGACUAAAAGAUGCGAUAAACACAACUGCCACUCACAGAAGAGAGUUAGAGGAAAACCCCCACCGGGUGAAUCUGAUUUUUAGUUUCUCAAUACACCGGCUAUUCUCCUUUCCACAUAAGUAUUUACGGAAAAAUUUCAAUGCCCUCCGCAAACUCGCAGAACUUGGACUAUACUACGUGAAAGAAAACGAGUGGGUCGAGUAUCUGCGUUGUAAUUUCUGUAGCUUAACAAUAAAUCACGAGGAAUUAAAAGAAUAUUUUGCUAGAGGCAAUGAAAAUGCUGAAAAGGAGAUUUUAGAACGGCAAAACCAAUUCAAUUGUAGACUCAACUCAGAUGACUCAAAAAAUGUGCCGAUGGGAAAAAAUUUCAGCUGCAAGAAUUAUAAAUAUGAAGCACACCGUCUGUACUCGCUGCUGAAAAAAUCUGACUGGUUGUACGUCGGCCCGUUCAGUUUGGCAAAAAGUGGAUUUUACUACACUGGAGAUGGGGACAACGUCCGAUGCGUAUUCUGCAAUUUAGAAGUUCGAGGUUGGGAGGAGGGAGACACGCCGGACGGAGAACACCAACGUUGGAACCCGAAUUGUCCUUUUUUGCGCAACAGGCAAAGCGUUCAAAACAUAAAGAUCGGAGACGAGACGGUUGACUUGCAGCACGACAGCCUUUCGAGAAUACACUUAGGUGCGAGUCUUUUAAGCCAGUCGGAGAGGCUGCGUAAAUACGGACCAAAUCUUCAUUUAGUUAGAAGCACCAACCUUUUUCUUUUGACACCUCAAGAUUUAAACAUCCAAGAUUGGUAUGCACCUUUGAACGCGCGGUUCGUAACACUUAAAAGCAGACAAGAUUCUUUCAAGAAUCUUUGGCCGAGAAGCCAUAAGCAAACAUCACUCGAAUUAGCACAGGCUGGAUUUUUUUACACCGGAAUCGGAGACCGUGUAAUCUGCUUCUACUGCAAUUUGGGCUUGAAAGAUUGGGACCCAAACGACGAUCCUUUCGUUCAACAUUGCAAAUGGAAUUCAAGCUGUCAAUAUCUAUUGAUGCGCAAGGGUCACAGUUUUGUUGAGAAAGUGUUGCAUGGUAACGAAAAUUUAGAAAUUUCGGCUACCUGUGCGAUUAGGGUUGGGAAACGCAGCGAUUUGAAGUGUCUCAAGUGCAUUAAAAACAAUGUGUCCAAAUUAAAUCUGCCUUGUGGUCACGUAGCAUAUUGUAGCGAAUGCUCUGAGCCUUCUUGCACAAUUUGUAAUGAAGAAGUUAUAGCAGAAAUUCAUUUGCCAGGCUUUUCGGAUUUGCAAGGGUAAGAAAAUAUUUCUCUCGCGGGCUCUUAUUAUCAUAGAUGCAAUCAGCAUAACUGGGAAUAGCCUACUGUAUUGAAGAAUUAAAAAUUUCAACCACGUAAACAAUUUGUAAUCAUAUAACGCACGGAAAACACUGCAAUUAAUGAAAUUUAUUUUUGCCUGUAAUUGCCUUUAUUAUCCACGCAGAGCCGGGAGGCCUCUAAAAUGAAAGAAUUAUGUGGGGCGCUCCUACUGAAAAAUAAAUGUUUGUGCACGUCGCGUCGAAUGACGGCUCGGCGUGGGACCCGCGGGUUAUCAACGUUUGGAUAAAACUUUGUUUUAUCCUGUAAAGCGCGUCGUACGUUUUUAUACUAUUUUUCCAUUCUACUCUCUGCUUAUAACAUGCCUGAAAACUUAAAUGUAUUACUAUUGACCGAACAUGUUUAUUGCUGUUUGUUGAUAGGACAUAAAGGACAAAAAUUAUUCAAAUACAAUUUCUUAACAAUCAGCUACGAAUAUGAAUCAGCAACAUUUAUUAAUUUAUAGACCCGUAUUCGGGGUUAAGCCUUUUUGUGAAAAAUUAUUUGUUGUAUGCAAUGAAUUAUUUAUUGUGGUUAAUAUUUGUGAUUUAUUUGUAUUGCAGUUUGGUACUCCUGCAUGUAACGCGUGUCUAUGAAAUAUGUAGCCAACAAUAAUAGAUAUUAAUUAAAAGA
Cloeon dipterum is the source of this 2241-nucleotide messenger RNA. Its product is annotated as baculoviral IAP repeat-containing protein 7-B-like. NCBI's taxonomy places the organism in Eukaryota, Metazoa, Arthropoda, Insecta, Ephemeroptera, Baetidae. The record is from RefSeq and is a predicted model, not a curated record. The transcript has 3 exons. Gene Ontology annotation, cellular component: nucleus; cytoplasm. Gene Ontology annotation, biological process: regulation of cell cycle; negative regulation of apoptotic process. Bases 251 to 1552 code for a protein of 433 amino acids. Gene Ontology annotation, molecular function: cysteine-type endopeptidase inhibitor activity involved in apoptotic process.